Oncorhynchus tshawytscha (Chinook salmon) is the source of this 3741-nucleotide messenger RNA. RefSeq names its product cell surface glycoprotein 1-like. The annotation marks the transcript as partial. The transcript is spliced from 7 exons. NCBI's taxonomy places the organism in Eukaryota, Metazoa, Chordata, Actinopteri, Salmoniformes, Salmonidae. The record is from RefSeq and is a predicted model, not a curated record.
AUGACCCAGAGUCUUCAGGUAGUUUAUUUUGGUCCACACAGAGCGGAGACAAAGACUUACAGAGGGACGGUCCAUCCAUCCUCUACCGGCUCCAGGGUGGUGUGUAACCUUCCCAGGCUGAACACCCACACCCUGACAGUGGGCACAGCACCGGGCACAGCCCCCCCUACCCUUCAGAGACUGGUGGAGGAGCUGAGACCCCUGGUCAGGGAACAGCAGAACCAGGGAGGAGAGGAGGAGAGCACAGUAGGAAGUGGGGAGGAGGAGAAAGACACAGAUCACAGAGAUCCACCUGUCCUCAGUGGAGUCACAGCAACAACAGAAGACAUGGGACACACUCAGUCCCUGGAAGACGUGGCCAACUCAGAUCCCUCAUACACAGACCUGAAGGAGUGUCUCCAGGAAGGUAAGAGCUGUGUGGGGAGGGAAGCAGACAGCUGUCAGGAGAGCUGUUACACUGUUCACCCAGAGGACCAACCUGCAGACUGCUGUCAGGAGAGCUGUUACACCGUUCACCCAGAGGACCAACCUGCAGACUGCUGUCAGGAGGGCUGUUACACUGUUCACCCAGAGGACCAACCUGCAGACAGUGAAUGGUUAACCACAACAGACUCUAUCCCCACCACUAAGGGUCUGUCAGACUCUGACCCCUCUCCCCUGUCAGACCCUUCUACCCUGGACAAUGGACAGGACAUGCAGGAGGGUACAGCUGACUCUGUGAGAUCAUGUCCUAUAGAGAUAGAGGGCCUCAGUGAGGGUGAACCUCCACUGGAACAAAGUAAGAAAACAGCUUCUGCUAGGGCUGGGGAGGGCUCUGGUGGCUCUGGUGGCUCCACAGAGGAACAGUUUCACCCCUCUGAGAAGGGCAGCCACGGGGCUCAGGAAACUGGACUCCAUUCUGGGGACUGUGAUGAUAGAGAAAUGGGAGAUGCCUAUGGCCCUGUAGAAACAUCUAUGGACCAUGCAGCUGAGAUCUCAGCUAUCAGUGGCUCUAUGGACAGUACAGUAACAGCAGUAUUAAAUUGUGGAGCGUUGCUGUUCUCAGGAAGUAGGCCUGCUGAUAGAGAAUCUGCUGAUACACCACCAGCACCCUUGUUAGAGCCUGAACCCCUGUUAGAGCCUGAACCCCUGUUAGAGCCUACACCACCAGAACCCCUGUUAGAGCCUACACCACCAGAACCCCUGUUAGAGACUACACCAACAGAACCCCUGUUAGAGCCUGAACCCCUGUUAGAGCCUGAACCCCUGUUAGAGCCUACACCACCAGAACCCCUGUCAGAGCCUGAACCCCUGUUAGAGCCUGAACCCCUGUUAGAGCCUACACCAACAGAACCCCUGUUAGAGCCUACACCACCAGAACCCCUGUUAGAGCCUGAACCCCUGUUAGAGUCUACACCAACAGAACCCCUGUUAGAGCCUACACCAACAGAACCCCUGUUAGAGCCUACACCACCAGAACCCCUGUUAGAGCCUGAACCCCUGUUAGAGCCUGAACCCCUGUUAGAGACUACACCACCAGAACCCCUGUUAGAGCCUACACCACCAGAACCCCUGUUAGAGACUACACCAACAGAACCCCUGUUAGACCCUGAACCCCUGUUAGAGCCCUACACACCAGAACCCCUGUUAGAGACUACACCAACAGAACCCCUGUUAGACCCUGAACCCCUGUUAGAGUCUACACCACCAGAACCCCUGUUAGACCCUGAACCCCUGUUAGAGCCGACACUAGAGCCCUACAUACCAGAACCCCUAUUAGAGCUGACACUAGAGCCCGCAAUAGAGCAUCACUCAGAGUCCUCAUCAGAGCCUCAGUCAGAGCAGGUGUUCGAGGGGGAACUGCCACUAGAGGGCAGUUACAGACAGGGUGACAGAGAAGGUGAGAGACAGGAUGUCAGACAGGGCAAGCCCAUAGAGGCUGGUGACUCUGGCCUCAGAGCUGAGAUCAUGGAGGGUGUGUUAGGGUCAGAGGUAACAGAGGGGAGAGUGUCUGUACCUGCAGACCUCCAGACAGACCACCAGACAGACUUGCAGGACAGUGAGUCCCCUCCAGAGGACAGGGAUGGGACUACCCCCAUGGAUGGAGACCUCCCGCCCCCAGAAACAGGCUCCAACUCUGGGGGAGCGUCUGGUGGAGCAGGUGGAGAGAAGGAUGGAGAGGAGGGUGGAGAGGGUGUAGAGAUGGAGAUAACGGAGGUCCUACGGAGACCUAGUGAGCCCCCCUCAGUUCUAGGGGAACACAUUGGAGACCCCUCUGCAAGGACAGUGAAUCAGGAGUCCUGUGGCACCAGGGCGGAGGAGGGGUCAGGACACUCAGACAGUCAACCUGCUACAGACCAAGCCCUCAACCUCAACCCCUCUGUAACCCUCGACUACUCUGUGACCCUAACCCUGACCCUCGACCCCUCUGUGACGUGGUCAGACUGUGGAGAUGGAGAUGAUGUCACUGCUGUAGUGGUGUCCACAUAUACAGGGGAUGUCCCACCUAACAGUCCAGUGUCACCUGAGAACAUACCUGAGAACCUACCUGAGAACCUAAACGAGAACCUACCAGAGAAUCUACCUGAGAAUCUAAAUGAGAACGCACCAGAGAACACACCAGAGAACGCACCUGAGAUCCUACCUGAGAUCCAACCUGAGAUCCUACCUGAGAACCUACCUGAAAACCUACCUGAGAACCUAACUGAGAACGCACCUGCGAACCUCCCUGAGAUUCUACCUGAGAACGGACCUGAGAACGCACCUGAGAUCCCACCUGAGAUCCAACCUGAGGACCUACCUGAAAACCUACCUGAGAUUCUAUCUGGGAACCUGCAUGAGAUCCUACCUGAGAAUCUACCUGAGAACCGAACAGAUGCUGUCUGUUCUGCAAGUCACCUUACUGUCCCUGUUGAAGACUGUCAGAGUGUGAGUAGUUUCAGCACUACUCUCCACAAAGACUCAGACAGCGACACUGAGAGCAUCUUCAGCACAGGAGAGGACAGUGUUUUCCACAAGGGGGAUGAUACGGUGAUGGGGGACAGCACCAGUGAGGUGUCUGUAUCCUGUUCCUCCACAGAUGACACGGCCAGCGGGGGUCCGACCAGCUCCAGCCCAGAGAGUUGUGUGGAGGGGGGCCUGGGGGAGAGGGGCUGCAGGGACCACGGCCGCAGCUGGAGCCCUGUAGAGGGCCACACACAAGGGCCCACGGCAAGAGAAGGUCCAGGAGGAGAGGCAGAGGAAGAGGUGAAGGACAGACUGACGGAGGUGCCACGGCGCCCAGCUAAACAUCGUCCCAGCAUCAGGUCUCUGUCCCCGUUCAGACGCCACAGCUGGGGAGCAGGGAAGAACACAGCAGGAAACGGAGACAUGAACCAAUGCAGCUACAGCCUGGAGGGUCUGAGUGAAGUAAGUGAUGAUGGGAAGUCGGCCCUGGGCGCCAUUACCCAGGAGGCCAGGCUGCGGGGAGUGGUCUGUCACCAGGGCAGCAACGAGGAGAGGGUCAGGUCUCUAGAAUCUCUGACAGAAGAACACCAAUCUGAGCUGGGGGUUCGCACCACGGAGCGCGGACAGAUGGUCCUUUCCAUCUCCUCUUCCUCUUCAGGUACCAGGUCAUUCUCCAGCACUUCUGGCUCUCUGGCUUACAGUAUAUCUGAGGAGGACAUAGAGGGUCCCCUGAGGACUGACUUUGAUGGGAAGAGUGGAACCAAGGUUAGCCGAACCUUCAGCUACCUCAAGAACAAGAUAUACAAGAAGACCAGG